This is a messenger RNA of Striga hermonthica, 1161 nucleotides long. The record is from the annotation of a GenBank genome assembly. Lineage: Eukaryota; Viridiplantae; Streptophyta; Magnoliopsida; Lamiales; Orobanchaceae.
AUGGCGGAUGUUGGCGGUGGCUCCGCCGUUGGCCGGAGAAUAUGCCAUAUCCCGGAGAAAUUCCAGCUUCACUUGGCCAUGUUGGCCCUCCAAUUCGGCUACGCCGGCUUUCACGUCGUGUCGAGGGCCGCCCUUAAUAUGGGCAUCAGCAAGAUUGUGUUCCCUGUUUAUAGGAACAUUUUGGCCUUCCUUUUGCUCUUGCCAUUUGCCUACUUUCUUGAGAAGAAAGAGAGGCCGCCUAUAAGUUGGAGCCUUGCCAUCCAUUUUUUCCUCCUUGCCAUUGUGGGGAUCACUGCAAAUCAAGGAUUCUACUUGUUGGGACUGGACAACACAUCCCCAACAUUUGCUUCGGCAAUUCAAAAUUCAGUGCCGGCCAUCACCUUCCUCAUGGCCGCCAUACUCAGGAUCGAGAAAGUGAGGCUUGACAGAAAGGAUGGCAUCUCGAAGGUGGCCGGCACGCUCCUGUGCGUGGCAGGCGCGUCCGUCAUCACCCUCUACAAGGGCCCCACCAUCUACAGCCCUUCCCCCCGCCUCCAGCUGGCCGCCGCCCUCCAGUUGCCGCCACCAACCCUGGCGGCGGCCGCCUCCGGCAAGAGCUGGACCCUUGGCUGCAUAUUUCUCAUCGGCCACUGUCUGUCGUGGUCCGGCUGGCUCGUGCUCCAGGCACCCGUACUCAAGAAGUACCCAGCCCGACUCUCCUUCACCUCAUACCAGUGCUUCUUUGGGAUCGUGCAGUUCCUCGUCAUCGCGACAUUUGUCGAGCGGGACCCACAGGCCUGGCUCGUCCACUCCGGAGCCGAGCUGUUUAGCGUCUUCUACGCCGGAGUGGUGGCGUCGGGGAUAGCGUUUGCCGUACAGAUAUGGUGCAUAGACAGGGGCGGCCCCGUCUUUGUCGCCGUCUACCAACCCGUCCAGACCCUCGUCGUUGCCGUCAUGACAUCCGUCAUCCUCGGCGAAGAAUUCUACUUGGGAGGGAUCAUCGGUGCAGUGCUGAUCAUUACCGGGUUGUACUUUGUGCUUUGGGGAAAGAACGAGGAGAGGAAGUUCGCGCUCAAGGCAGCGAUCCAGUGUCCCGUGGACCAGGGCACCAGCAGGCCCACCACCCACAUCAGGUCCUCCAUCACUCAGCCACUCCUUGGUCAGUCAACGGAGAAUGCUUGA